Ictalurus punctatus (channel catfish) is the source of this 9125-nucleotide messenger RNA. It is a transcript of the gene gucd1, whose product is annotated as guanylyl cyclase domain containing 1. Bases 480 to 1196 code for a protein of 238 amino acids. NCBI's taxonomy places the organism in Eukaryota, Metazoa, Chordata, Actinopteri, Siluriformes, Ictaluridae. The record is from RefSeq and is a predicted model, not a curated record. The transcript has 6 exons.
UCAUUCGCUAUAUAGGGAUUAGUGAAUGAGUGAAUGAGGGAGCGAUUUCGGACACAGCUCAUCUCUCUCAAAGGCUCUGGAGCGCACUAAGGUAGGAAAUGACGUCAGACCGAGCUCCGAAUUCCCACUUCCAAGAUAAACCGAAUGUAACAUAAGUACUCUAAGUACCCCACCCGCAGAUUUCUGAGACUUUCUGCUCAAUGCAUUAACUUUAUACAGUCUCAACAACUUUCCUUACACCGGAAUGCACCGACUGACCGAAGAAUAUACUCGUUUACGCACGCAUUAUUCGUCUGUUCUUCUAACAACGGAUAUUUCGUUCAUCGCAUUUGUCUCUUAAUCGUAAACAGGCGUUAGACUACUACCUAGUGGUAGCUAACUGGCUAACGCUAUUGAAGCUAUUAACGAUGGUGAGCUUAAAGAAACUGUGAGCAGUCGUAUGACCUAGAUAUUUUGCCGGGGAAAUUCAAAACUACAUAAUGACAGGUAAAAUGUCAAAUGGCCUGUCUCCCCACCCCACAGACGUCGUUGUGUUAAACGUACCGGUUAUCCGGCAGCUGUACCACUGGGACUGCGGUUUGGCGUGUUCGAGGAUGGUAUUAAAAUAUCUACAUCCAGUGAGUGAAGAGGAGUUCCAGAGAGCUUGCUAUGAUCUGAAAUUGACAGAAAGCGUGUGGACUAUUGACCUCGCAUAUCUCAUGUGUCAGCUAGGCGUCAAACACUGUUUCUGCACACAAACGUUAGGGGUAGACAAGGGCUUUAAAAAACAGUCAUUCUACAAAAAGCAUUUUGAUACUGAAGAAGAUCGAGUAAAUGAACUCUUUCUGAAAGCAGAGAGCAGAGGCAUAGUGGUAAAGAAAUGCUCUGUGACUGUUCAGGAGAUCCAGGCUCAUCUAAACCAUGGACAUGUGGCCAUCGUGCUGGUAAAUGCUGUAGUGUUAAUGUGCGAACUCUGCUCCACUUCAGUGAAGUACUGCUGCUUUCUACCUGUGAAUCAAAAGUGUUUCUGCAGUACACCUGAUUACCAAGGUCACUUUGUGGUAGUGUGUGGAUUCAAUCGUACCACUGGCUGCAUCUUCUAUAACAACCCUGCUUAUUCUGACCGUGUAUGCUGCACUAGCAUUAGCAAUUUUGAAGAGGCAAGAAUGAGCUAUGGAACAGAUGAGGACAUUCUUUUCAUCUUCAAGGACAGCUGAUCACAGGAUGCACCUUUUUCUUUUGAGUCACGGUGAGGGCUUUGUGUAGGCAUAUCAUAUAUAUAUAUAUAUAUAUAUGUAUGUGUGUGUGUGUGUGUGUGUGUAUAUGUAUGUGUGUAUAUAUGUAUAUGUAUAUUAAUAUGGGUAUAAUUACAAAUAAAAGGGGAGACCUCCAGAAACUCAAACAAAUUUAUAUAGCCCACAUUCAUGAGCACACAUCUUGACUUAUGAACAAACAUAAAAAGGCUGAAAAUUUGUAUCAUCUGGUGCAAACAAAAACAGGUAUGGCUGUUAUGUGACUUUAGUAUUAAGGCAAACCAAUAUUAAUACAAGUGUUAAUGCACAAAUAUAUAGACAGUAUAGUCCCACCAUGUUGCACAAAUGAAUGGAAAACAAAAUGCUCAAAUAUAUCUAAAUAAAUAUACAAAUGCUUAAAUACAUCUAUAUGCUAACAAUGCAAAUAUAUAGUAGAUAUAGAAAGUUUAUACACCCCUGUGAAAAUUCCACUCUUCCUUGCUCAAGUGAUCUGGAUCUCCUGUGCACAGCCCUCUUCAAAUUAUUCCAAAGGUAUUUGCUAGGAUUUUGAUCUGGGCUCUGACUGGGCCAUUCCAAAACAUGAUCAUCUUCUGAAGCCAUUUUUUCUUUACUUGGAUUUGUGCUUUGGGUUGUUGUCGAGCUUCAUCUCUCUAACAGAGGCCUAUAGGUUUUGUGCUGAAAUAGAUUCGUUUUUGGAGCUAUGCAUGAUUGCCUCUCUUUUGACUAGAGACACAGUCCCAGCUGAAAAGAAGAAGCCCCAUAUGGAAAUUCUUUUGUACCCCUCUGGUACAUACCUCUGGUUUGAGUAUUUCAGAAACUGCUAAUCUCCUGAGAUUUUCGGCACAAGAGUCUAGUUUACACAGAAUGGUGCGGGGGGGGUACAACAAAUAAACAAGAUAAACAUCCAGUGAGCAAGAAGAAUGGCUAGUCUGGUUCUAAGGUCAGAUGAACGUUAUUGUUCCUUAAGGAAAUUCAUGAGUUAGAACUGACAGGAAGGCUUUGGUAACUCUAAUAACUGUGAUGAACAGAAAAGAAUCAGUAUGCACAGGAUACUGAACCUUGAGGUGGAUGGGCUACAGUGGCCGAGACCAUAUUCUGUACCGCUGUACUGAAAUACUCAUUCUGAUGUAUUUGUGUGCAUUAGCUGAAGGUAUAGAUCUGUAUCUGCAUGAUUGUAUGCAUUGCACUAGUGCCACAUGAUUGGCUGACUGGAUAAUUACAUAAAUGCUGAUUGGAUAAAUGCUCCUAUUAAAGUGGCCGGUGAUUGUAUUUAUAUCCAGGUUGUAGUUUACAGAUGUGAGUGUCCUGGUGUGUUUCUGCAUUACAUUGAUUUGCAAUAGGUAUUGCAUUCUCUUGUAUUAUUUUAUGCUUAUUUAUUAUUCUAUGCCAGGGGUUUUCAACCUGUGGGGCGCACCCCCUUAAGCACCUGUUAAGAUUCCAAGGCACACACUCGUGUGAAUGAAAACUGACACAGCUGUGAAUGUAAAGCUGUCAUUGCUAGCAAGUCUUUAGUUAUCCACUAGGGGGCAAUCUGACUAGUCCUCCAGCAAUACUAUUGAGCUAAUCAGGUUUUCUGUUUUACAAGUUCCAACAGAGUUGGUAGUGAUUGAGUGUUCGAGCAGUAAAUAACAACAAAAACAACAAAAAAAUGGAUCGUGGCACCAAAAUUAAGAAUGCCAGUUAUGGUAAAACUGUUUAACCAACUGAACCUGUACGUCUUCAUCCCAUUUAUGGCAAUGAGCCCUCCACGUCAUCAGGGCUUUCCACACAGAAGAGGAUAGCUGCAAAAACUAAAGGCCUGGUUGCAUCAAAACAACAGAAGUAUGAUGAACAGUACAUAAAAUACGGAUUCAUGUGCAUCAGACUAAAUAAUGAACCACGUCCAUAGUGUGUUGUAUGUUCUGAGGUGCAUGCAAAUGACAGUUUGAAACCUGCGAAACUGAUGACACUCGCAAACCAAACACCUUACAUUCAAAGAUAAGCCAGUUGAUUUUUUCCACUGUAAAGAAUCAGGCUUAACAAACCAGAAACAAACAAUGACCACAAAAACCACAGUGAUGGUCAAAGCACUUACUGCUUCGUAUGUUUUGGCGUGUUUAGUUUCCAAAGCCAAAAAGCCUCACACAAUUGCAGAGAGCCUCAUUUGUCCAGCAACAAUCUGUCAAACUAUGUUUGGGAAUAAUUUUGCCAGUAAUAUUGCACAAAUUUCGCUAUUGGAUAAUACCAUGAGCCACCGUAUCACUAACAUGACAACAGACGCAACAGAGAAUAAGGGUAGGAAUUUUUUUCAUUGCAAUUAGAUGAGUUGACCGACAUCUCAAACUCCUCCCAACUACUUGUAUUUGUCCGCUAUGAGCAAAAAUUGCUUGAGGAAAACCUGCACAGGGAGAGAUAUUUUUGAUAAACUCUAUGGAACACUUGAAUGAAGUGGGUCUGUCUUGGUACAAUUGUGUUGGUGUGUGCACACAUGGGGCGAGAGCCAUGGUAGGAAAAAAUAAAGGAUUCGUGCAUUUGUUCGUGAUGUAGCGCCUCAUGGUCUUUUCACCCACUGUAUGAUUCACAGGGAGGCCCUUGCAGCAAAAACUCUUGAAUGCAGUGCUACAGACAGCUACACAAAUCGUGAAUUUCAUAAAAGAAAAUCAAUACUGUUUUCCCUGUUGUGCAAAGAAAUGGGGUCAGAAUAUGAAUCCUUACUCUUGCACACAGAGGUAAGACGGCUCUCCAGAGGGAAAGUACUGCAGCGAAUAUUUUCAUUGUGAUGAACUACUAAUUUUUAUGUUUGACUAUGCGUAGUCUUUUGCUAAUUAUUUGACUGACCAAAAGUGGCUCGCAAAUCUAGCAUAUCUGUGUGACAUUUUUGAUACACUUAAUACUCUUAAUUCGUCUUGGACCAAAUUCAAACCUGCUAACAAUGACUGCGUUUACAUGGACAACAAUAAUCCACUCUUAAUCUAAUUAAGACCAUAAUUUGAUUAAGAAACUACCAUGUAAACAGCAACCUUAAUCUAAUUAAGGUCAUAAUCUAAUUAAGCUCUAAUCGAAUUAAGACAGGUGGAUUACUCCUGUUUUAAUCGUAUUAUGGAAGUGCAUUACAGACAUGUAAACACCUUAAUCACAUUAUGAACGUCGUGUGAGCAUUUUCACCGCAUUUUGCGACAGGACACGAUCACACACGGCAGUUUUACGUUUUACGGCGAACAAGAGAGUUCGGCUGUGUCCCAAACUGCAUACUUGCCUACUAUAGGACUGUAGUGGGGAAAAAUACAUGUAUCUCGGCUACUAUACAGUAGGUAAGUAUGCGAUUUGAGACGCAGCCCACGGCUUCAAGCAGUCGUCUAUUUGCAUGUAUAGCAUGACUGAUAAUUAACUGCACUUAAGGCGGUGGUAAAAAAUUAAAUAAAAACACCCAAAACUGUAUACAGUACCAUAAUGAAAACGAACUGUAUGUUGAAACGUGAAAUUCUGGAGGGACAUCGGACGGCGUGGCGCGGUGACGUAAUGACGCGGGCUCUUAAUCUAAUUAUGUUCUAUAACAUGUAAAACAGGUACAUGACAGGAGUAUUCUAAAAGCGACUCAUGUAAAAACCUUAAUCACAUUAUUACCUUACUUAAAUUAAGGUCAAUAAUUAGAUUAUUGCUGUCCAUGUAAACAUGUUCCCAACCUCCGAUGAAUUUCUCAUGGAAAAUGGGUUUAAUUGAGAUGUUACAAAAAAUUAAAUCACUCUCCAUCUGCAUGCCCUGUCUACACAUUUCAUGAAGUAUUUUCCUGAGCAGCAGAGUUGGAACCAGUACGCCUGGGUUUGUAACCCAUUCAUUGAAAGCGCAGGGAGUCACCUGUCAUCAGAUCAACAGGAUAAGUGACCACUCUUUGAAGGUACUUUUUGACUCAACCACACUGCCAAAAUUCUGUCUGUCAGUAGAGACAGUAUAUUGAACUUGCAAGACUUGCAAUUGAUGUACUUUUGCCUUGCACCUCAACUUGGCUCUGUGACUACAUAUUUUCUAUACUUGCUUACAUCAAAAGCAAGUACCUCUCAUACUUAUUGACAGUGGAAGAUUUACGGUUAGCUGUAUCUGGUAUUGAGCAUGAUGUGCUCUCAGAAACAGGCUCAACCAUCACAUUGAACAUGCUAAGCUGUUUAUAUUUUGUGUGUCAAUAUAUGUUAUGUGCACUAUAUGCAUAUUAAGUAGUCAAGGAUGUUAUCACGCAUUACUUUGGAUGUUGUUGGGGUGGGAGGCAUGAUGGAAAUUAUACAAACAGGGGGAUCUUUGGGGGAAUGUCUUAAAAGGUUGAAAACCCCUGUUCUAUGCCUUUUCCAAUUAUGGGCUAUAGAUACAAAUAAUUUUGCAUUUAUUUGUGGAAUGUGUUGUGAUCAUUUGAAACUAUAAAAUUAUACGUUUUGCUUGGCAUUUAAGUAUUUGUGGACUGUUGGCCUGUUAUACUGUAUAUUUGUGCAUUUUAUGCUUGUAUUUGUGUUUUUGGCACUGCUUUACUUUACUUUAGCUGUAGUUUCAGCUAACAUGUGAGAUGAAUUCUGAUUCUAUUCUGUAAAUUCUGUUUAUUCCGUUCUAUUCUCUUUCACAAAAUCAGUGUUUAGCAUUUUGCUGAAUAACAUCUCUAGAAUUAAUAAACCAUAAUUUAUUACCCAGUUAAUAGAUGGAUAGAGAAUACUUUAUUGAUACCCAAAGGGAAAUUUGGUUCCCAAAUAUUUAAGUUAAAUAGAGCCCCAAUAUAUAACACCAUGUAACGCUGUACAGCACAUUUCAUUUAGUUUUGAACACUUUCUAUUUAUCUGCUUGAAAUCGGCUAGUGUAAUACUUCACAAUUUGUAGGAUUGUUUUAAGUACCAAAAAUUACUACACUCUAAGCAAGUGUUGUUCCUUUAAUCUUUGCCUCUAAUGGACAGCCAACAAACAUCAGUGGCUUAUUUAUUUUUAAAGAAGUUUUUCUUUUUUAUUUAUAGUAGAUUUAUAUAGUGUGGCAGUAAGAUGAUGCUGGACUGGUCAGAUUUAAAUGAUCAGGAAUGUGGGUGAGAGACCAUGUGAACUAAACCUGGUCAUCUAAAAUAUGUUUAACUAAAAUAUUCCUCAGGGCAUGUUUUGGUAUUAAUCUAAUCCAUAUUUCAUGGUGAACAAUGUGGUGACAUCAUAAAUAUAUUACCAUCAUACGUUUAAAAAAUAACAUUUACCGUAUAUGAUGCACACACCUACACUGACAUACAUCUUGGGACCACCUGGUCUACAUGAGAGACCUUUUAUGAUUGUUCCAAAGACAGGAACCUGAUUAACAUACAUCACCCUAGGUCAGUGGUUUUCAAAGUGGGGGCCGGGGCGCCCAGGGGGCCUCAACAAUUUGGUGUGAAAAAUAAAUAAAUGUAUGUUUUCUGUUUCUCACUCUCAGACAACCACACACACACACACACACACACACACACACACACACACACACACACACACACACAAUCAAUUCCUAAUGAAAUGUAAUGUAAAGAUGUAAGAUGUAAUUAUUAAUAAAAAAGGGGAUAUAUUCAGAAGUCUAUAUUUUUAAUGUGUUUUAAAGACAUCUUGCAAAAGGGGGGCGUCGGUCAAAUUUUAAUGCCAUUUGGGGGGCCUUGCCCUGGAAAAGUUUGGGAACCCCUGCCCUAGGUUGACUCUACCCAACUGGGGGCUCACCCUGCCAUGAAAUACAUUGUGUCUCUCCUACUUGGUACUCUGGUCAUUAUACAUUUCAAAGAGGCUCAGAGGUAUAAAAAGGUUACAUACAUUAUAUAAUGGCAAGAGAUGCAUUUAUCAUCAAGCAUCCUAUGCUCAUGAUUCUGUCCAUUGACUCUGUAAGUUUUCUUUGUUUUUACUUUCUGUAUAUUGUGUGUUUGUAUUUUGUACAAUAAACCCAUGUAUUACUUUCACUAACUAAAAGUUUAUUCUUUGGUAUUGGUUACAUUAACAGUUAUUAUAAAUUGGAGUCGAUAAUUAAUUAAAUGUGUUGAAGUCAGAUAUUUAAGUCAAAAAUUUAAAACAUACAUUUAACCUUCAGCUGCACCUAUUUCUGUCCUUUGUCAUAGGAGAGCAGUGAACUAAGAUAAUAUUUUAUAUUUUAAUCCUUCACCUGGGUGUUUUUUUUUUUUUUGUUUGUUUGUUUUUUUUUAAACCAUAUUUCAACAGAAGUUAUAUUUAAUGUAGUUGUUAAAUAACAGUUCAGGGCUUGACAUUAAGCAUUGUCAUGUGGAUGUCAUUCUCUUGUCCAAGUAAAAUCAUUACUUGCCCAGAGAGGAAAAAAAUUGUGGUGUAAAUAUAAUUAUUUAGAAGCAAUAUACUCUCAUCAGUCAGACAGUCAUAGAAAGAAGCAAGGGCAUAAACUUAAUUUUUCAAAUCAUGUUUGCUUUUAUGUUGUGCUGGUGGCAUUUUCUUUUGUCAUGGGACAGAAAUGUAUCAUGCCUGAAGGCACUUUUUCCCUUGACUAAUGGAGCUGUACUAGAGGAAUACUUCUCACUUUCAUAAAAUCACAAUAUAAAAAUAGUAGCUACUUUUCAAGUUGUAUAACAAGUUGCUUUAAAUUCAUUAAGGGUACAUUUACACAACAACGAUGUACUAAAAAUGGAAAAGUGUUUCCUUUUGCUUUUUUUGAAAAGUUUUGCGUACAGACGACAACGUUGUCAAACCGAUCUCCAUUCACACGACUAAAAAUGCUGUAUUAUGCAUGCCAGGUCAGUAGUUGGCGAUGUCACUUUGUAAAGAAACACUACACACCUGCGCACUUAAGCAUUCACGUCAAUGUGACCACCAUAUUGAUCUGGGCAAGACUGCCCUAUAAACAAAUACAAGUAAACGGGGAAGCUGUGGUUUUUCUGGAUAAAAAGCACAAUAAAGUUUACAUUUCUCAAACAAUUUCAAUGGUUUAUGAUCUACGUUAAGUACAAAAACAGUUCUGUCUCCAGUUACUUAGAAUCUUGAUAGACGUGGAAAAUUAUUCAUUGUCAUAAGGAAUUAUGAAAACUCACGCUUGUCAAGCAUAGAUUUAGCUUAUUUUUCUUGGUUAAUAAAUGCUGAGAAAUUCGUAAUGUAAUAUAAUUUAACGUACAUGAAAUGUGCAUAAAGCUUUUUUUUGUUUUGUUUUUUUUGUCUUUGUGGAAAUGGAUUUUUCUGCCUUCAAUCCCAUCUUUUAGCUUUUCUUGUACUCCAGGUCAGAAUUCUGUUAAUGAAGCUUGUUCAUUUUUAAAUACUGAAAAAAAAUUAAAUAGUGCAUGUUUAAGUAAUUAUUGAUCAUCAUUGUACCAAAAUGGAACAAAAUCAGCAAAUACAAACCAAAUAGUGAGACACUGGCAGUCAGUCUGCUUUCUAUAUUUUAUUAGCAAUAAAAGCAUACAGAUAUACUCCAAAACAGACAAUUACAAAGAUAAUUAUAAGAUUUUGAAUACCGUUCCUUGGCGUAGGUGUGGGUUAAUAAUUUGACAUAUGUAACGCAUGCGUCUCAGCUGGUUGUAGUAGUGAUGCGGUAAAUCUACAUUUUGCUGGAGAAGCGUCAAUAAACUCAAAAUUUUUAGCAGCACAAACACCAUUGUAGUUUUGAAGUACUUGCGCGCAUGCCUAUAGACUGAAUACGUAAUACGCGUGCGCAUGAUGUCAUCGGUUUCACAAAUGAAUGAAUGAAUGAAUGAAUGCCUUUUUAUUGUCACUAUACAUAUGUACAAUGAAAUUAAGAGCCACUCCUUUUUGUUCCGUGCAAACAUGUACAUUCAAUACACAAGGAGAGUCGUGAGCCGCAGCAACUGUGUGCGCCGUCAUCUUGACAUGUGAUUAAAAUUCUCGUUUUUGUAUGUUUACAUGGAAACGAUGACAGCAUCUUUUGCAAAAACUUGCACUUGAAACCCAUUUUCAAAUGUUUGCAUUUUCAGG